CGUUUACAAGCCUUAUUGCUGCCAAAAAAACCAGAAGGUUGCUUUCUUCGCCCACAUAGAACGGGAGCCCGAUGAACGCUCGAAAGCUUGCUAAGCUAGUGCAUCAAGGAUGCGUCGAAUUAUCUAGGCCAUGCCGAAGCGCGUGCGCGUUGGCUGCCGAAUCUUUGCUUGACUCAACUCAGCCGUCAACGUCAGCACCAGCAUCCGAACCAGUUACAGGCCAUCGGAUAGCACACCCAGAUGAGCGAGUUCAGCCUUGGCUAAUUUGGCGCCGCUUGCAUCACACCCAUCGUUGCCAAGAUAAGGGCUGCAAGGACCCUAAUCACCAUCAUCACCAUCAGGAAACUCGGCGACCUGCAACUCUUGAAGAGAUGGAGAAGGCCUGCUGGAGUUGCGACAAGUCAUUAAAACGAGGCGGCCUGGUCUGCCAUGGCUGCAAGACCAUCCAGCCGCCGGAUGAAACUCUUAACUACUUCGACCUCUUCGCACUCCCCAGCGGCAAGUUCGACCUGGACCCGCAGCUGCUGGAGCGGCGCUACAAGUCGCUGCAGUGGAACCUCCACCCGGACAAGAUGGGCCACAAGCCGGCGGAGGAGCGGCACUUCUCCGCGCAGCAAGCCUCGCUCAUCAACCUCGCAUACAGCAUCCUCAAGUCGCCGCUGGCCCGGGCGAACUACAUUCUCGCCCUCCGCGGUAUCAGCGCGGGCGACAACUUUGAGGGCACCAUCGACGACCCGGAGCUGCUGAUGGAGGUGCUGGAGGCGCGCGAGGAGGUGGAGGCCACCCACGACCCCGCGCUGCUGGCGCCGCUGCUGCAACGCAACCGGCAGCAGCAGGCGGGGAUCACGGCGGCGCUGGCGGCUGCGUUCCGGGCGGACGACAUGCGGCGUGCGGUGCAGCUGACGCACCAGUUGCAGUACCUGACGCGGCUGGAGCAGGAGAUCGUGAAGAAGCUGCCGCAGCUGUGAGGGGCGGCGGGCGGGGCUGAUGGAGUGAUAGUGAAGAGUGGGAGUAGAGGCUAGCAGGGGUUGAGGCUGGGGUGUGGGGCGGAUGGCUGCCAGGGGGGUGGCGUGCUGGUUUGGCAGGUGGUGCCGGGGGGAAGGGGAUGAAAGGCACUUAACUGAAGGUAGGGAGUGGCUGUGGAUGCUGCCGGAGGUUUGCUGCUGCUGUUCGGUGUUGCUGUUGCAGCAGUAGCGGAUUAGGCGGCGCUGGACUGUGUGCUGUGACGGAUAUUACGGAUGACCGGGUAUGUUAUGGAGAAGAAAAGGAUUCCAGACUGUGAAUGUCGAAGUGAGUUGUGAACUGGGCUAGCAGCCGUGGGCGCUGCAGGCGUUACAGAGGGGGACGCAUAAUGGACGCAUGAUGCAUUGACAUGACGUGUGUGGGUGCAGUGGCGCCCGGACGCCCAAGUAUGCACUGUCUUUCGCAACCGCAUUGUGACUAUCGGCAGUAAAGAGGAG
Molecule: messenger RNA, 1460 nt
Organism: Astrephomene gubernaculifera
Lineage: Eukaryota; Viridiplantae; Chlorophyta; Chlorophyceae; Chlamydomonadales; Astrephomenaceae
Source: the annotation of a GenBank genome assembly